Molecule: messenger RNA, 11868 nt
Organism: Kickxella alabastrina
Lineage: Eukaryota; Fungi; Kickxellomycota; Kickxellomycetes; Kickxellales; Kickxellaceae
Exons: 21
Coding region: 1-11868 (3955 amino acids)
Biological process (GO): regulation of DNA-templated transcription; DNA repair
Cellular component (GO): SAGA complex; NuA4 histone acetyltransferase complex; nucleus
Molecular function (GO): protein binding; transcription coregulator activity
Source: RefSeq, a predicted model, not a curated record
AUGGCAAUUACAAACUUUGAAGUAUAUGCAACGCGUUUGCGCGACGAGAGGCUGGAUGUCAAGCUCAAACAAACAAUUGCCCACGAGCUAUGCGAGUCCUUGGAGUUUUUCCAGCUCCAGGACUACACACGGUUUGUGGCCAUACUGUGGCCAGUCAUUCGUGAUCUGUUGCUCAAGACGCCGCCGGUGUUCGUCAGCUCAGCGCCCGAGCAGCGUAUUCCACACAGCGAGGUGUUUAGGCCCGUGGUGCUGGAGGUGGUCACCACUCUGCUAGCUCUGGUGAAGACCGAAAAUGAGGAGAACGCCGUCGUGUGCCUAAAGAUUAUAUACGAGCUACACCGCAUGUAUCGCCAACUGCUCGAUGGAAUCGCUUUGCCGUUUCUCGAUUUGGCGGCCGAAAUCUACCGCAACGCCGAUCAGAUGCUCAAGGUCAUGGACAGCCUUGACACACCAGCGCCGCUGUCCACGCCCAACGUCAAUUUAAUGUCUCCCAGCGCCAUGUCGCCGGGCCCAGACAUGGGAGACGUGUCGACAAAAAACUUGAGUAAAGCCACAUCAUCGUUCAAAGUGUUGACCGAAAUACCAAUUAUUGUCGUCUCGAUCAUCCAGGCGAACCGCCGCCACGCCGACCCGUUCGUGACCAACAUACUGCCGCUAAUCCUGCACAUGCUCGAGCUGAACCCAAGGGACUCAUUGGGCAUCCUGAGACUGCGCAAAGCCAAAACCAGCACUGGCGCAUCAAAGACGCUGUCGUUUCUGGCCUUUUUUGCUCGCGGAUUCACGCCACUGCUGAUUCCAUUUCAGGACCGAAUCGCGAAUCUGACACUGCAGCUUCUGUGCCUGUGCCCGGCUGAGGCGACCGCCACGCGCAAGGAGAUUUUGAUUGCCACCCGCCACAUUGUAUCGACCGACAUCCGCAAGGCCUUUUUGCCGAUCGCGGACAAAUUCCUCGACAUGCAGGUCCUGGUCGGGUCAGGCCUGGCCAGCCAGUGCAUACUCAAGCCAUUUGCGUUUAGCAUGCUUGCCGACCUGAUUCACCACAUCCGUCUUGAUCUUUCUCCCAGCCAGCUCACGCGGAUGAUCGACUUUUACGCCGGGUGCAUGCACGACCAGUCGCUGAGCUCUGGCGUCCACACGAUGUGUGCCAAGCUGCUGCACAACAUUACCGAACGAAUCAUGCUUCUCCCCGACAAGCGCCACGCCCGCAUUCUGCUGCUGACCAUCUUAAAGACAUUCACGUCCUCGUUUGCGGCCAUCGGCAACCAGGCAGCGGCAGCGAUCAGCGACAUCAAGUCCGGAGGCGUGCACGCCGAGGAGAAGAUUUAUGGCGUUAAUGAGCUGAUCCGCACAAACGCGUUCGAACAGGGUGAUAAUAUCAAGGAGCUCCGCUUCCUGCUGCGCAGCCUGGUCACCGGCUGCAAGAACGUUAUCUACGGGCUCAAACGCUGCGACUCGAUGCUCGCAGUGGGUAUGGAUCCGCGUGCUCAGUCUACCAAGGCCGAAGGUGCAGAGGCCGAAGGCACAACAGAUGCCUCCGGCGCCAGUAUAUCCAUUUUUUCGGCAGCGUCCACGCAGGAGGCCCAGCUACUGGGCUUUGAGCUUGAUCUUUUGUCGUCACUGUUCCGCGAGGGGCUGCGCGCCUGCCGCAUCCACGACAUUGAGCGGAUUCGCAGCGAGGUCGCAGCGAGUGCCGCCCAAGACAGCGUCGCUGAUGUCGAUGACGACGGCGACGGCGAGGCAACACGGUCCCCUGCUUUGUCGCGCGAGGCCCAGAUCAAGCUUGUCGAUCGCGAGGGUAAGGAGCAGAUUGAGCACUUUGCAAAUCUGUUCAUCAACCUCGAUCCGGCUGUCUUCCAUGAGCUGUUCACGUCGCAGUUCGACUACGCGUUCCAGGCGAUGAUCGACCACUGCGCGGCCAUAUCGAGCGUCCAGGUGUUUGUGGCGUCGGACCCCAAUUCGCCGGCCUUUAUCUCCAUCAUGCUGCGCUACCUGUGCGACCGGCUGGAUCUGCUCGGGUCAGACGACGAGGCGCUCACAAGCACAAUGCUGCAUCUGUUCAAGAUCGCAUUCCUGGCGCUAGCGCUCUACCCUGAGGCAAACGAGCCGGUGCUGCAGCCGUACGUCCAGACCAUUAUCAACUCGGCGCUGACCAUAUCCAAAGCCGCUAAGCGCCCCAAGAACUACUUUUUGCUUUUGCGCGCCCUGUUCCGCAGCAUCGGCGGUGGCCGCUACGAGACUCUGUACAAGGAGGUGUUCCCUGUGCUGCAGAACCUGCUUGAGACCCUUAAUAGUGCGCUCGGGUUCACCAAGCUGGCGUCGUCGAUGCAGGAGCUGUUUGUCGAGAUUUGCCUGACUGUGCCCGUGCGACUCAGCGUUUUGCUCCCCUAUCUAUCGCUGCUGAUGAAGCCGCUCGUGUUCGCACUUGAAUCUGGCCCCGAGUUGGUGAGCCAGGGCCUGCGGACACUGGAGCUGUGCAUCGACAAUCUCACGCGCGAGUUCUUGGACCCCAUUUUGACACCCGUCAUGGAUGAGAUUAUGUCGUCGCUGUGGCUGCAUUUGCGGCUCCCAUCCAGCGCCUCGACACACGCACCCGUGGCCGCGCGCAUUCUGGGAAAGCUGGGCGGACGCAAUCGCCACAUGCUCCUGACACGAUUCCCAGUUGAGUCUGGCGAGCAGCUUGACUCCGGCAUUGGCUCGGGCACCAGCGAAGACAAGCUCUCUGUCUCGAUGACAUUCGAGGGGCUCCCGAGGCUGGUCUCGAUGCCGCUGAUGGAUGCGGUCAUGUUUUCGGUCAAGGUGCUCGAAGACCGUGUGUCGACCAAGCAGCUAGAGCUCGCACGUAAGGAUGCGGUGGAGUUUAUUAUGGCCUGUUCCAGGUACACACUCGUGCUUCCCUUUGUCACCGACAGCCAGGCUGACAGCGCGCUUGAAGACGCCAAGAGCUACAGCCGGCAGCUUAUCGCGCUGACGUCCGACCCGCUUGCGUUGAAGCGCUUGGCCAACAUUUCCUCGCCCACCGCGCAGGGCAGCCAGAUCUUGGAGCGCAUAAUUGCGUCGUGCCCCUCGGUCGGCGACACCUUCAAGGCAGGUACGCCCAUUGUCACCAACGAGGCUGCCUUGACCGCGAGCAAUGCCACGCUGAGUGAGUUGUGCUCUGACUCUGUAGUCGCCAGCAAGAGCAUGCCAAUCAGCCACAGCGGCCUAAUGCACGUCAUUUGGGCGCUCAGCUUGGCCAGCGUGCAUAGCGAUGCCGCCCGGGAACUACUGCUGUCCAUCAUUGCCAUCGGCGUUCGGCAGCACAUCAUACAAUGUGUUGAGGCCGUGUCGCCAGAGCCGGAUUCUGUGCAGCAGGACGCAAAGACUCACGCGAUGUCGCUUGCCAGUGCUGUUCCCGAGAUCAUCUCGCGCGUUCUGGUCUCGCGCUCGAGGCGUCUACGCGCCAUGGGAACGCUGAUGCUACGGCACUUUUACACUACGCUGCGCGAGCUGCUAUCUAAAAAGGCCUCUCUCGUUGGCCAGCUACCAGCAAUGCAGACCAUCGUCUCCGACCUGUGCGCAGCCUGCUACGACCCUGCCAUUGAUACCAAACAUAGUGGAUGCGUUGGAAUUGCCUUUAUCGUUGAGGAGCUCGACCUAGGGCGCACUUGGCUAGCUGAAAACCUGCUUGAGCUCAGCAAGGCGCUCUUGUUCACCCUAAAGGACACUCACUCUAACGUUAUACCAAGCACGAACCCCGCCGAGUCGUCCGCUACUCUCAUGCGGAUUAUCAAGCAGGCGUUUCCGCCGACAUAUUUGCGCCACCGGACGAUGGACUGCGAAGACGGCUCUGUCAAUAAUGGUGUUACCAGCGACGUGCUCAUGUCUGACAGCGAACCCGGCCAGGAGAGCAACCUCGAUGCAACCUUUGCUGCCCCUAAGAUUGGCCCCCUACGACAAGAUGGUGAGGUAGAAGGCGCCACCCCAACUCCCACGAGUGCGAUUGCUUUUGAAAAGUCAGACAAUGCGAGCACCAUGGGCGCGAACGGUGCGAUUGACAGAAGCAGCGGCACACCCGAUCCUAACAGCAAAUUCGCCAGCGGAGACCGUACACACGCACCUGACACGGAACAAGUAGCAGCUGAUGGCAGCGCCGCUCCCUCUUCUGCAGUCUCUGUUUCUACUCCUGCUCCUGCUCCUGCCGAGAUGCCCGAUGCUGAUAUUGCAAUUGACAACGACUUGACUAAAUCUGCCGCAGAUGCUGGCGAGGAGCCAGUAUCCGGCGCUGCCGAUGCCGACGCUGCUGCCUCUGAGGCCGAUGCGGUGGACAAGAGCAGACAAGAGGGGAUGGCUGCUGCCACCCAACGGGCCAUGCUGGCGUUCAAGCGACUUUUGGCGCGCCUUUCGCCUGACAACAACCGGCUGCUAAACAACGAGGUCAGAGACGCAGCAAAGGCGUGCUUGGACAUUUUGGUCGAUGUCACCGGCUGCAGUGUCACCGCGCUGCUUCUCCCAUCUCGCGAUCGCCUGCUGAUACCAAUAUUCGGGAAACCCCUGCGUGCGCUGCCGCACAACAUGCAGAUCGGAAAUAUCGACGCAAUCACGUACUGCCUGUCGCUUGAUCCGCCGUUCCUUGAGAUCAAUGAGGAGCUUCUGCGUCUGUUGUCUGAGGCGCUGGCUCUGGCAGACGCCGAGGACCAAGCGCUGGUCAAUCAUCCAGCACAGGUUCGCACAAACACCAUGUCGCUGACGCACCUCCGGCAUGUGUGCAUCCGCAUGCUGACUUCGGCAAUGGUGCGCCCCGAGUUUGCCGACGCCAAGAACACGCCGACUCGCGCGCGCAUAAUAUCGGUAUUUUUUAAAUCUCUUUACCACAAGUCGGUCGAGGUUGUCGACGCAGCAAACGAUGGUCUGAAGCAGGUACUCUUGCAGCAGCAAAAACUGCCCCGAGAUCUGCUGCAGACUGGGCUCCGGCCGAUCCUGUUGAACCUGUCAGAUUACAAACGGUUGACUGUUGCAAGCCUCGAUGGCCUGGCGCGGCUACUCCAGCUGCUGACAAACUAUUUCAAGGUCGAGGUUGGGCGCAAGCUGCUGGACCACAUGCAACAGUGGGCCAACCCACACCUGCUGCAGGCCGCGUCCGAAAAAUCUAUCGAGGACAUGAACGAGAUCAAAAUUUUGGUUGCCAUCCUGCAGGUCUUUCACCUGCUGCCGUCGACGGCGGGCGUUCUCCUGGACGACCUAGUUGGCUCGGUUGUCAAUUUAGAGGUCCAUCUGUGUCGCAGGGAGUCCAGUCCUUUUAGGAAGCCGCUGUUCAAGUUCCUCAACCGCUACCCCACCGAGUCUGUGGUUUACUUUGUUGAGCGAAUCGAGAGCACUCACUACGCGCGCAUUUUUGUGCACGCGCUGAGCAGUUCGGAGUGCAGCCCGUUGCGCGAAGCGCUUAUGUCUCAGACACCGUUGCUGGUGAACAUUUUGCGCGAGUUUUGUAUACACGCCGAGGCGAGUAGCAACGCCAAUGGCAGCAGCACCAGCAGCAGUGUCGAUGCUGCGGUGGAUGCCAUGGCGGUAGACUCGGAGGGCGCACCGAACGCUGCUGGUUUGCCAACCAGGCAGCCGCCAGCCUAUAGCGACGCUGUUUCAAAGCGGCUGUAUAUCGCCAUGGAGGCGGCAACCAUGAUCCAUGCAUGCCUCGAGUUCCAGCCGCUCUGGCUGGAAGAGCGUAGCGACCUUUUGCAGACGCUUUUUGCGACGUGGACCGCUUCCACCUCGCUGGGGGUGGCCCCGACCAGUCCACUUGGUGCAUUGCCUUUUACUGGCCACGCGCGCGAUGGGCAAUCCACCGGCCAUUUUAUUCAGGCUACUGAUGUUGCUGGGCGCAGCUCGAGCGUCAUCGAUGUGUCGUUUGUCUUCAAGUAUGUGUGGGACAGCCUUAUAGUGCGGUGGCCGAUUUCCAAGCGCCGCGAGAUUCUCACAUCCGACGAGUCAAAUGCCAUUCUGCUUCAGCACUUGAUCAACCCGAUGGUAGCCACAGUCUUUACACUGCCGGACAUUGCACUGACCGAGAGCGCCAGUGACACCGGCAGUAGUGGGCAUGAUGGCAGCAGCGCCACUGCGCUUUCCAGCACCCCGCGCCCGCCGCUGACGCAGGAGCAGCGCGGCAUUGAGCUAUUGCGUGCGCCUGUCAUAGCGAUGUUCAACCAGCGCGUGUGGGCAGUGCACAUGCCCAAUGGCGCGCAGGCUUUGCUCGUCAAGCGGGCGUCGGUGCGGCUGGAGCUGGUUCAACUGUCAUCCAUUCUCAUCCGGCAUGCCGCCAGUGCCGUGAACGACAUUCGCAAGGACAUCAUCAAGUUUGGGUGGAACUACAUUCGCAACGACGACAUCAUGAUCAAGAACGCCUCGUACGUGCUGGUGGCACAGUUCAUCGCCGCAUUCGAUACACCAUCGAAAAUCAUUCUCCAAGCGUACAGUUCGUUGCUGAAAGCGCACCACGUGGAAAGCCGAUUCUUAGUUCGACAGGCACUGGACAUACUGCUGCCAGUGCUGCCCAUCAGAUUGCCGCCUACUGCUCAGCAGGGCAAUUCCGGAGAGAGCGGCAACGGUGCCGCCGCCGGACCGCCUGCGUGGGUGGUUCUGGCAAAGCGCAUUCUGAUUGAAAAUAGCGCAUCGUUGGCGCAUACGACGCAUGUGUAUCAGCUCAUUGCGGGGCAUCCGUCGAUAUUCUUCCCGUACCGAACGCAGUUUGCGUCAAAUCUGGUGGGCAUCUUGCAAAAGAUGUGCCUGACGCACAGCGCGACCUCAGAGACCAGGACGCUUGCGCUGGAUAUCAUGGACCUAAAGGACGCCGAGACUGUGCCGGCCGGCGAGGCAGACACCGGCAGCAAGCCCGGCGUCAAUGCCAAUGGCAGUGCUAACACUAGCACUAGUACGCCAGUGCUGGUGCCAGCAGCAUCAGUAGAUUUACUGAUGUCGGAAUCGCGGCGCGAGACCAUAGUCGGGCUACUUCUUCGAAUGUUGUGCCUUGUGUUCGACUUUGCUUUGAAAUCGAACUUGGGCCCACGUGCUCUUGAGCUUCUGACACAGUACUUGGACUCGAACAAGUGGCCGACAAUGCACCUGCGGUUGACAUUCUUUGAGCGGUCGAUGCAGCAGAUCGAGGCGCAGGGCAUGAACCAGCAGCUGGUGCUGCACAUUCUGACUGUGCUGUCCGUGGUGACCAACCAGAUGCAGCCAAUAUGGUUUGAAGAGUACUUUGGCGUGCUGGUUGGCAUCGUGCGCAAGUGCAUGACGGUCGACAACGGGCAAGUCCAGAAGAUAGUCGCAUCGAUAUUGCGGCAGCUGUACGAGCAGGCAGCGGCCAACGAGCGCCUUGGAAGCUCGCCGAUAGUGGCCGAUCUCAAGGCCCACGACAACACAAAUAUAUACGGCACGCUGCUGACGCUGCACGCCAUUGGCGAGCACACAGGCGAGCAGCUCUUCUCGCACAUCCCACAACUGAUGAAGUUUGUCCAGAGAUACACGAAAGAGCACAACUCGCACUCGGCGUCAGGGUCGCAGGCCGCGUCGGGGGCGCAGCAGGGAACCGGGACUGCCCCACCUUCUUUGCAGCCGUCGACGUCGGCGUCAUCGCAUAAUGUGGCUACGAGGGUGGCAAACACCAGCGCGGAUAUCCUCCAGCUCGUGGCAAGCAGCGCCGGUCAGAUCCCGCUAACUGUGGAAGCACUGGUCAAGGGGGAAACGCCACUGGACAUUUUACUAAUGCUGCUACUUUUGCUGCGCGACCACAUAUCACGACUGGGCGACCAACGGCGCAGCUUCCUGACACAUAUCAUACAGCUCAUCGAGCGCAAUGGUGCGCGAGUGGGUACUGGACCCGCAGGAGGUAUUCCCGACGAUCAAGGAGAAGGCGAUGCUAAUGUCGUCAUGAUGAGCUUUGUCCAUGGAUCGGCAUCUGCGAGCGACAACGCCAGCCGGGCGAGCGUCCGUGCAGGUGCAGGCUCCGACACAGAUGGUGGAGACCCGUUUGCACUGCUCGAACGCAAGUAUCUUGGUCUGGUUCUGGAGGUAUACAACGACGUGCGGUUCACGCGGUCGGAGAUGACCAUGCGGCUCGAACAGGCGUUUUUGUCCGGAAUGCAAAGCGAAGACAGCGAGAUGCGCGGGAGGUUUCUGGCCACGUUCGACGCCAACAUGCCUGGGGCGCUGUCAGUGCGCCUGAACUACCUGCUGGAGACCCAAAACUGGGAGAGCGUGUCAUCAACAUUCUGGCUGCAGCACAGGCAGGCACAGCGGAAGCAGCGGAGGCAGACAAGGGAGCCAAUGGACAUUGAUUUGAAGGCAGAUUCAGAUGCGGGCGCUGCAACCGUUGGCAGCAUUUUUGCGUACAGGAUGUGGGUCACGCUAUUCCCGCUACUAUGGCAAGGCCUCGGGCCCAAAGACCAGCACGAUUUGACUAGCGGCGUCAUUCGGUUGCUCGCGAAGCCGUAUCACCAGGCACAGACUGGGAUGCGACCCAACGUGAUCCAGGCGAUUCUCGACGCGUUUUGCGAAUGUCAACCGGCACCGCGUCUGCCGCCGCAGUUGCUACGGUAUCUUGGCCAGACGUACUGCGCAUGGUACCCAGCGCUGUCACUGCUCGAAACGAAGCUGCUCGAACGACGGGAGUUGGGCGCAUUUGAUGCGCUGACCGAGCUAUACUCGGCGCUGGCAGCGCGGCACUACUUCUACGGCGCCUGGAAGAGACAUUGUCAGUACCGCGAGUCGCACAUUGCGCUGGCAUACGAGCAGCUAGACGACUGGGCCGGCGCGCAGGCCGCGUACGAGCGCGCGCAGACCAAGGCGCGUGCAGGUGUGCUGCCAUUCUCAGAGUCCGAGUAUUGCCUUUGGGAGACGCGGUGGGUUGAGGCGACUAAGCGGCUGCAGAACUGGGACAUGCUGCUUGACCUGGGUCUCCACGAGUCGCUGCCGGAGAUCGAGCUGGACGCCGGCUGGCGCGUGUGGGACUGGGCCGAGCGCAAUUCGCAGACGUUCUUGACUCUGGCGCGCGGCUCGGGCGCCGGCACGGGAACCGGCUCCAAGACGGCGGACUUUCAGCGCAUGUGCAAAGAGGGCAUCCGCGCAUGCUUGCAGCAGUGGAAUGAGCUGCCAGGGGUAGGCACCCCGUCGCACAUCUCGCUACUGCACAUGUUCCAGCUCAUGGUUGAGCUGGGCGACGCAAGCAACAUCUACGCCAGCCUGGCGGCGACCAAGGCUGACAAUCUCGAAUCGAAAUCGGGAGACCUGAAGUCUGUUUUGCAAACGUGGCGAGAGCGGCUGCCCAACAACAGCGACCCAAUCAAUGUGUGGAGCGACCUUGUAGCCUGGCGCCAGCACGUCUUCAAGGCCAUCAACGACGUGUAUGUGCCCUUUAUCUCGCAGCAGCAGCAAAAGGCAGCUGUCAUUGAGGAUGUCGAAGGCGAUUCGUCAUCGGUGGCUGCUGCGGCCAAGCCCGCACCAAAGACAAAGGGCACUCGCAAGGCCGGGGACAGCGAGCCAGACUCUACCACCAAGGAUGAUUCGGGUGCCGGUGCUAAUGGCGGAAGCGUCGCCACAAAGCCACAGCCUGCCGGCGCUAUUUCUGGUUCUGGUUCUGGUUCUGGUUCUGGUCCUGGCACCAGUGCUGCUACCACCGCCGCGGCCGCUGCUGCCGCCGCUUCUGCUGUUGCCGCCGGCAGCACUCCCAGCGGCAACAACAACUCAGUGCUCACAUCGUACGCCUACCGCGGAUACCACGAGAUGGCGUGGAUCAUCAACCGGUUUGCACACGUAGCGCGGCUGCACGGGCUGGUUGAUGUGUGUAUUGGGUCGCUGACGCGCAUCUACACGCUGCCCAACAUCGAGAUCCAGGAGGCGUUCCUCAAGCUGCGCGAGCAAGCCAAGUGCUACUACCACCGGCCGCAUGAGCUGCAGAGCGGGUUGGAUUUCUUCACGCUCAAGGGCCAGUUCUUGGCAAAGCUGGGCAAGCUUGACGAGGCCAACCAUGCGUUCGCGACGGGAAUCCAGUUCGACCUGGGGUCACCCAAGGCGUGGGCGGCAUGGGGGCGGUACAACGACGAGCGUUUCUGCAGCAACAUGCCCGACACCACUGGUGCAGUCAACGCUAUCAGCUGCUAUAUGCAGGCGGCAGGCCUGUGCAAGCGGCCACGCGUGCGGCGAUACCUGGCCCGCACGCUGUGGUUGCUGAGCCAGGACGAUGCAGCGGGAAAUAGCGAGAUGCCCACCUGGUACUGGAUUGCCCGGCAGGCACAGCAGAUUUUGUUGCGCAUCGCCAAGCAGUACCCGCAGGCGCUGCACUACGCGCUGCGCACAGCCCGCGAGGAGGCGGUUGUGGCCCGGCAGCGGCAGGCGGGCGAGGUGGCAGCACCAGCGGCGGCUGCGGCGGCAGCACCCUCGCUGGCCGCAGACGAGCUGAUGGCCAAGCUCAAAACAGCGCACCCGCUGCUGACGCUGUCGAUGGAGACAAUGAUCAACCAGAUUGUGCACCGGCUCAAGCCGUGCCCCGAGGAAGACAUCUACCGCCUUGUCCACGCGCUGCUGGGCGAUGGGCUGCAGCAGCUACACGCGGGCGGCGCAACGCCAGUUGACACAAUUGUCGCCAACACAUGCCGCGUGGCGCUGAGUCUACCGGCCGGUGGCAUCAAGGCGCGGUUCGAGCGCGACUUUGGCGCGGUGCGUGGCAUGGACUUGUGCGCGUACGUUACGCGGCUGUACCAGUGGCAGCAGAUGCUGCGGCGCGCCAUCCGGCGGCGGCCGCGCGCGCUGAUGCUUAGCCUGUUCAGCCCGUUUUUGGUGGAGUUUGAGCAGCAGAAGUUCGAGGAUGUCGAAGUGCCGGGCCAGUACCUGCGCCUGUCGGACACAGGCGACGACUUUGUGCGCAUCGAGCGCUUCAUGCCGGCGCUGGCCGUCGUGCUGCGCAAUGGCAGCGUGGCGCGCACACUGGCGGUCCGCGGGUCCGAUGGCAGCGUCAUCCACUUUGCCGUGCAGCACUUCACAUCACGCCACAACCACCAGGAGGAGCGCUGGGCGCAGCUGUACCGCAACCUCGAUGUGGCCGCCGAGCAGGACCGCGACGCGUGGGUGCAACGGCGAGCGCCCGACGCGUUCACGCUGCAAGACGUCUACGACACGUCGUGCGCGCGUACCGGUAUCGCCGAGAUCGCUCCGGCGCUGUACCACACGGCGCGCAUGCGCGAGCUGGCACCGUCCGACGAGGCCGCUACCGCUGCCGCUGCUGCCGGGCUGUUUGAACACAUCUGUCAGCAUAUGGUGUCGCCGUCACUACUUGCUGAUGACAACUUUUCGUUCCAGGUGGCCGUCUCCAUUGCGCUGACGUACAUCAUUGCCAGCGCACAGCGCACGCCUGCCAAGCUGGCCAUCUCGCGCGCGUCCGGCAACAUCAGCCUGGCUGAGCUUGUGCCAAUGCAGGCGACGCCUGGCCUGAUUCACAGCGCUGAGCCUGUCCCCUUCCGUCUCACGCCGGCCAUCCAGGCUUUUGUCACCGAGCUGGGGCUUGAGGGCAUCCUGCCGUUUGCCGUACACAAGGUUGUGCAGCGCCUGGCCGAACGCGAGCACCUGCUGCGCGACUUCCUCGAUCUGUAUGUGCGCGACGAGCUGAUCCACAUGCCAUCGGUGCGUGCGCUGGCUGCCGUCAACCCCGCCGCGCUGGCAGAGAUGUGCGACCGCAACGUCAAGCUCAUUGUCCACCGCGCCGCGCAGCUGGCCGAGAUUCUGCCACCCAAGGAUGUGCAAGACAAGGAGCUGUCGCCGAUGCAGCCGCUGAUCCACCUGAUGGCGCAGGCCGUGGCGCCCGCCAACCUGGCCCAGAUGGACUACGUGUGGAUGCCAUGGCUGUGA